Messenger RNA from Symbiodinium sp. CCMP2456, 2433 nucleotides. The record is from the annotation of a GenBank genome assembly. Lineage: Eukaryota; Dinophyceae; Suessiales; Symbiodiniaceae.
AUGGAUACCCAGAUGGAUCAUGAGAUUCUACACCACCUCGACAGUGCAGAAACUUUGGUGCUGGGCCAAACACAGAGCCUGACGUCGUUGCCUAGUGUCGAGAACUUGGACGGGGAACCGGCGGACGACGACGAGCUAGAGCUGGAAGCGGCCCGGGCGGCAGCUGAGAAGUACCAGCAGCUUUUGCAGAAAAAACGAGAGAAGACCGCAGCACAGAAAGCCGAAGCGGACCGAGCAGCACGGGAGCAACAGCAGAAAGCCGAAGCCGAAAAGGCAGCACUGGAGCGAGCACAGAAAGCCGAAGCCGACCGAGCAGCACUGGAGCAGCAGCAGAAAGCCGAAGCCGAAAAGGCAGCACUGGAGCAACAGCAGAAAGCCCAAGCCGAACCCGACCCAGCAGCACAGCUAGCUUUGCUUCUGCAAUCACAGCAAAUGCUUCAGCAGGCACCCGCAGACGCGGCCAAUCGAGGUGCCAGAGAGGUACAAAUCGAGUUGGACCGAGAAGCCGAACAGCAGUUACGGGCGCAAGCAACGGCAGCAACACUCCAAGCAGACCAGUACCGGGAGACUGCCGAGCGCCUGGCUCGGGAGGCAGAGCAAGCACGGCAGGUGUUUUUGGACGCAAGCAAGAAAGCAGAAGAAGCAGUAAAAGCUCGAGUCGACAAGACUUUGGAGGUGGAGCAGGCGCAGGAGGAGGCAGCAGCACAAGCGGGAAAGACCGUUGACAGCACAGCGCAGCAGGCGCAGCCAGAACACCACGUGGCACCCGUACGUACUUGGUCUACUCUAGCGCAUGCUGCCUCCUUUGACGACACAAGUCUUCCAGCUCGUGUGGUUCAGACGCUGGUGACCCCGGACACCUCGGCAGCAUUGGCAGCGAAGAACCCCGCCGUCCUCGGCACUCCGGUUAAAGCCGGGCGAACCAGCCGAGCCAAGAAGGAUGACUUUGAGCUCCCCGUGCUGAGUGAAGCCGAACAAAGCAAGUACAAGAACUUUUGGUACGGCGACUACCGCGACGAUUCCGAGCCCGACCACAUCCAUUGCUGGUACUGCGGCGACUACGGCGACGAUUCCAAGUACCGUCCUGACCGCAGAAGAACAGCCACCAGCCCCACCUCUGCAGGCAAUGGCCUGGCAUUGGAAGCCGUCUUGCGGUAUAAAAGGCAGCAAGAAGAAGAGCAAAAGGACGAAGGACUUUACUACCCUUGGUCCGAAAUCGUCGACUUCCACUCCGGUGACCUGGAGAAAGCAACAUCGUUUGCUGAAAUGAGACGUCGGCAAGCCAGAGGGACCUCCUGGGACCGAAACGAUCCCACCGUGGAAACGCUACUUAAGUACGACGAGAUAUCUUGCGACAUCGGAUGCGACCCUCGGUAUGCUGCUUCUCUGAUGGAAUCCUUCGAGAAAGGCAAUGUUAUUGGCCAGGGAGCUCCGUCAGGCUUGCACGGCUGCAGAGGGGAAGACAACUACAAUGAAGGGCUUGAGGCGUUGGAAAGCCAGGAGACGCUGAUCAAGCUGUUAUCUGAUGCCAUCGCAGGGAUGGCAGAGGCUGCACCUUUCGUGGAGGCUUUCAAGAAGCACCAAAGGGUGGCAUCGAUUUCUUCCGAGGCUCGUGUGACCCAGCCCAAGAAAAAGGCGAAGUCCACAGCUCCGCCGCCAGAGAAGGUACUCUGUGGGCAUCUCGAAUGGGAGCUUCUGGAAAGCGGCAGGAUCAUAUCGAGGAAGGGGGACACUGACUGGGUCAAGUUUUGGUCCGACGUCCAAACCGAAAGCUGGGGGAGGACCCAUCCCGUGCAGAGCUGGGACGAGGUUAUGCAGUCAGAGUACUUUGCAUACGACAAGGACGGUGUCAAUAUUACUUUGCAGCAGUUCCAAGCUGACUUGGUUCGCUCUUUGCAAAAAUGCGCAGAUGCAAGCAACGGUUUGGGACACACCCUGCACGUGGUGGCGGGGAAAGGAGAUUGGGCAUGGCGUGCCCAGUGGUUGCAGCAGAUACGCUUUUACAACAAUAAGCUGAUCGAGGGGCCCGCAGCUGGCUUAUGCGCACGCUGCUUGUGUACACGCGACACGUGGCUGGAUGUGCACGAACGUUUUAAUGCACCGGCCGAUUUGGCGACAGCUCGACUGACAGCUGUGGGCGAUAUCGCGCUGAAGUCGUUGCCCGGAUGGGACCCGGACAUGGAAGUGCCGGAUUUGCUUCACGUCUUAUGGACCGGCACAGGCCGGGACUUGAUAGGCAGCCUGUGCCUUCAGAUCGUCGAGACGAGCCAAAGCUACACUGGUAGCACUUACGACGAGAGAUUGCGACAUCUCAGACGGGACAUGCAGGCAUGGUGUGUGGCGAACGGUAUCCGCCCAUCGACAGUGGAGGAGAUAAGUACUUUGGGCCUAAUUAUACACUGUUUUUAUACACACUGUUUCGGGUUUCAAUAG